Fonsecaea nubica is the source of this 900-nucleotide messenger RNA. RefSeq names its product nicotinate-nucleotide diphosphorylase. Gene Ontology annotation, biological process: quinolinate catabolic process; NAD+ biosynthetic process. The transcript is spliced from 2 exons. Gene Ontology annotation, cellular component: cytoplasm. The coding region runs from base 1 to 900 and encodes 299 amino acids. Gene Ontology annotation, molecular function: nicotinate-nucleotide diphosphorylase (carboxylating) activity. The record is from RefSeq and is a predicted model, not a curated record. Lineage: Eukaryota; Fungi; Ascomycota; Eurotiomycetes; Chaetothyriales; Herpotrichiellaceae.
AUGGCUCUUGACCACGGAACCACGGCGCACCUCCUCCCAACCAGCCUCCCAGACAGAGUGCGCGCCUGGCUCGCCGAAGACACCCCUUCGUUCGACUACGGCGGCUUCGUCGUCGGCGAGGACAUCCGCACCGCGACGCUGUACCAAAAAGCCCCUGGGGUGGUUGCGGGGUUGCCGUUCGUGGACGAAAUCUUCGCGCAAUGCGGCUGCACGGUCGAAUGGUCCGUCAAGGACGGCGACUUUGUCGACUCUAGCGCCAUUGCCGCGGGUGGCGGCAAGGUCAAAGCCGCGACGGUCACGGGGCCGACGAGGAAACUCCUCCUGGGCGAGCGGGUGGCCUUGAACACCCUGUCGCGCUGCUCCGGCGUCGCCACGGCGAGUCGGCAGCUACUCACUCUCGUGCGGGCCGCGGGCUACACGGGGAUGGUGGCGGGGACGCGCAAGACGACGCCCGGGUUCCGGCUGGUGGAGAAGUACGGCAUGCUGGUCGGCGGGGUCGACCAGCACCGCAUGGACCUGAGCAGCAUGAUCAUGCUCAAGGACAACCACAUCUGGGCCCGCGGCAGCAUCACCGACGCGGUGCGCUCCGCCCGCGCCGUCGGCGGCUUCGCCCUGAAAGUCGAGGUCGAGGUCGACAGCGAGGCCGGGGCCGACGAGGCCAUCGCCGCCGGCGCCGACGUCAUCAUGCUCGACAACUACGACGGGCCGGGGCUGCGCGUCGCGGCCAGGAACCUGAGGGAGAGGUGGGCGGGCAAGAAGUCGUUUCUGCUCGAGUGUAGCGGCGGGCUCACGCCGGCGAAUGUGAGCGAAUAUGUCAACAAUGAUAUUGACGUGAUAUCCACAUCUGCCGUGCACCAAGGGUGUCCGCACGUCGACUUUUCCCUCAAGAUUGACCACUAG